Exserohilum turcica Et28A is the source of this 954-nucleotide messenger RNA. RefSeq lists its product as uncharacterized. Bases 40 to 954 code for a protein of 304 amino acids. The transcript has a single exon. Lineage: Eukaryota; Fungi; Ascomycota; Dothideomycetes; Pleosporales; Pleosporaceae. Gene Ontology annotation, cellular component: cytosol; nucleus. The record is from RefSeq and is a predicted model, not a curated record.
GGAUUGUUCUUUUUUUUGGUAAGUAACUGGACUGGUAUCAUGGCGUCGUCGGCGGCGGCGUCAAUACGGCCAGAAACACCACCGAUUGCUACACUCCGCAUCUGCAUGCUCAACGCCGACACGCCCGUUCCCGCCGUCGUCGCCCACCGCGCCGCUACCUACGGCCGCAUUUUCGAAGCGCUGCUAUCACGCGCCGCCCACCGCCUCACUUCCACCUCAAAACACCACCCCAACAUCACCAUCACAUCCACCGACUUCGACGUCGUGCAAAACCACUACCCAGCCUCCCUUUGCUGCUUCGACGCGAUUGUGAUUUCCGGGUCCGCUAGCUCCGCAUACGACAACGAGCCGUGGAUCGCGCGGCUCGCGGCGUGGAUCCGUGAGGCGUACCAGACGCACCCGCGCAUACCCAUCUUCGGGAGCUGCUUUGGCCACCAGAUCGUGUGCCAUGCGCUGCUGGCGGAGUACGGCGUGCGCGUAGAGCAGGAUGCGAAAGGCUGGGAACUCGGGGUGCAGGCAGUGCGACUUGACGAGGGAUUUUGCAGGAGGUUUGGCGGCGGGCGGGCGGGAGACGAGGACGCGGUACUGCGACUUCAGUUUGUGCAUCACGACCACGUAGUGUUGGCCGAGGGGGGCUUACCAGCGGGCUGGAUGCUCGUGGGCAGCACGCCGCAUUGCAGUGUGCAAGGCGUGUACGAGCCUGGCCGCGUUCUCACGUUGCAGGGCCACUUUGAGUUUGACGCGUUUGUCAACGGCGAGACGGUCAAGUUCUUUUUUCCGCACUGGGAGCCCGAGGUGUUGGGGGCGGCGCUGCGCGCGAUUGAUGCCGAGGACGAUGCGGAGGCGGCGGCGGAGCUGGUGCUGAGGUUUUUUCUGGACGAGCAGGGGGGGAAGACGGGUGCGGACACGUUCGUUGUUGAGGGGGGGUUGCUUACGCCUCCUGUCGAGGAAUAG